AUGGCGAUCGUCAACGAGCGCGACUUCCCUCCACUUCCAUCACCAAAUGCAACGCGCCGACGCGCCGCUGAGCGUGUAGUCGAAACCGAUGCCGCAGAACCACCUACAACCAAACCGCUUCCGACAUUGAGUGAUCUCCCCACUGAGCUUAUCUUGCAGAUAAUCAACUACUUUCCCGGCAUGGACAUUGAAGACUUCCAGCUUCCUACGCUCCUCAGUCUGGCAUUGACUAGUCGGCGUUUCUAUAACGUUGUCAUCGACAAGAUCUACUCUAAAUACGAUAGCCAUUUCUGCGAGCCCUACCUUUUCCUCCGUACCAUGAUAGAGGCUCCGCGGCUCACAAAAUAUGUCCACAAUGUGGAGAUCCAACUCGGCACGUACAGUAAUCAGCGCUACCAUGCGACAGCGAGCGACAAGAAAUCCAUCAAGGAGGGAUUGCGUGCGCUUGGUACAUCGGACUGGAAAGAGUGGGCAGCCAGGUGCAACGGAACUCACCUCAAUGACUACGCGCCACAGAAGCACGCGCUACAAAACGCGAUAUUGUUGCAUGCACCAAAGAUUAAACAUCUCGGCGUUCGAGGAAUCGCAAAGGAGAACUUGCGAUAUCCUUCCUGGAUCGAUCUCAUUAGCAGGGCCGCGACAGGUCAUCUCUCUUCACAAGCCCACCGCUUCGAAAAGCUACAAUCGAUCAGCGUUGAGGCAGGUUCGUUAGGUUUGAGCGAGGUCGCACCUCUUUUCCGGCUACAAUCGUUGCGAAAGCUGCAUUUGUGCCAAACUUACCUUUAUGGAUAUCGCCAAGAUGAUGCAGAAGGCGUACACAGAUUACAACGUCUGAUCCCAAAAGCGUGCAACGAUCUAGAGGAGCUCGAUCUGGAGAGCACUUACUACACACCGUCGUUGCUGGAAGUAUUGGUCUCCUCGUCGCGGUGCUUGAAGAGCAUCAAGUACGAGACCGAGUCUGAACUUCACCUGGCAGAGCGGCCACCGCAAAACGGACAGCGGUACAAAACGCUGUCUGAAGUCUUACUCUGCCAGAAGGCAUCACUUGAGACUCUUUGGGUUUGUUGCGAUCCAAUCACCGAGGAUGAUACAAAGCGCAGCGUCCAUCUCCGUGACAACCUCAAAGACUUUGCUUCGCUAAAACAUCUCAGCUGUCCACUAGGCAUGCUUUUGAACCACGAUACCGACAACUUUGUUAAACGAUUGCCAUCCUCGCUGCUGACGUUUCGAACGCCAGUCCGGAAUCACACCGAGGACCAACAGUGCCUGGAGGCCCUGAGAGACGUGGUAACCUCUUAUCGGGAACAUGUACCUGAUUUGGAAGAGGUUCGGGCGGUUGCUCCAGAGGCUGCAACAUGGUUCACAUAUGAUUGGGAGCCUCUUGUGAAGCUCUAUUCGACUGAAACAGGCAUCAGCUUCGUGGUAGAACCUGGAGACACUGAUGACGAUGUCUUCGAGGACUGGGAUGGUGAUGAGACAGACUCGUCGCAAUCCUCAGAUGAGGUUGAUCUGUACAGCGACGAGGAAUGA
Messenger RNA from Alternaria hordeiaustralica, 1530 nucleotides. RefSeq lists its product as uncharacterized. Bases 1 to 1530 code for a protein of 509 amino acids. Gene Ontology annotation, molecular function: protein binding. The record is from RefSeq and is a predicted model, not a curated record. The transcript has a single exon. NCBI's taxonomy places the organism in Eukaryota, Fungi, Ascomycota, Dothideomycetes, Pleosporales, Pleosporaceae.